UUUAGUGAGAGAUUCACACUUUCUCUUCGCUUCCAUCAGCGUCUUCGAGAGAAAGUACACGAUCACCAGUCCUCGUUAUCAAGAUGCAGAGGAUCUCAAAAAUCUCAGGGGCAUUAUCGGGAAGUUAUCUCCAGUUGUGCCGUCGUAGCCUCUCCCGGCUGGCUCAAACCCAGCCUGCUCUUGUGGACGAUGAUGCUGUUCUUCCCAAAAUGCCCCCCUUCGAUUACUCUCCUCCUCCCUAUACGGGACCUUCCGCCGCUGAGAUCUUGAAGAAGCGUCAAGAGUAUCUCAGUCCUUCCUUGUUCCACUUCUACUCCAACCCAUUGAACUUGGUAGAUGGAAAGAUGCAGUACUUGUUUGACGAGAAUGGUCGUCGAUACCUUGAUGCAUUUGGAGGAAUUGCGACUGUAUGUUGUGGGCACUGUCAUCCUGAUGUGGUGGAGGCAAUAGUAAGUCAGACGCAGCGAUUGCAGCAUUCCACAGUUUUGUAUCUGAAUCAUGCCAUUGCUGAAUUUGCUGAGGCAUUAGCAUCCAAGAUGCCUGGAGAUCUCAAGGUUGUCUUCUUUACAAAUUCUGGGACUGAAGCAAAUGAGUUAGCUAUGAUGAUUGCUCGGUUGUAUACCGGUUUCCAUGAUAUUAUUUCCCUUAGGAAUGCAUAUCAUGGGAAUGCAGCUGCGACUAUGAGUGCUACUGCUCAAUGUAACUACAAGUUCAAUGUUGUACAGACUGGAGUUCAUCAUGCCUUGAACCCAGAUCCAUACAGAGGUGUCUUUGGUUCUGAUGGAUUGAAAUAUGCAAAAGAUGUUCAAGACCUCAUUGAUUAUGGUACUUGUGGCAAUAUUGCUGGCUUUCUUGCAGAAGCCAUUCAGGGAGUGGGUGGAAUUUUAGAGUUGGCCCCAGGUUACUUGCCUGCUGUGUAUGGCACCAUUAAAAAAGCAGGAGGCCUUUGUAUAGCUGAUGAGGUUCAAUCAGGUUUUGCUCGCACAGGCAGUCAUUUCUGGGGGUUUGAGGCCCAUGGUGUUGUGCCUGAUAUUGUGACUAUGGCAAAGGGCAUUGGAAAUGGCGUUCCCAUUGGUGCAGUCGUAACCACUCCUGAGAUAGCAAAGGUCUUGACUUAUCGCACUUAUUUUAAUACUUUUGGGGGAAAUCCCGUAUCUACUGCUAGUGGACUAGCUGUUCUGAGGGUGAUCGAGAAAGAAAAGCUUCAGGAGAAUGCACAUGUUGUGGGGUCAUAUUUGAAAGACCGUCUCACUUCCCUCAAGGAAAAGCAUGAAAUUAUUGGGGAUGUAAGGGGAAGAGGUCUGAUGCUUGGUGUUGAACUUGUAACUGAUCGGCAGUUAAAAACUCCAGCAAACGUAGAAACUCUGCAUGUUAUGGACAAGAUGAAAGAAAUGGGAGUGCUGAUAGGCAAAGGCGGAUUUUAUGGGAAUGUGUUUAGGAUCACACCUCCCCUCUGCUUCACUAAGGAAGACGCUGAUUUCCUAGUGGAUGUGAUGGACUACACGAUGUCAAGGAUGUGAAAAAAAAAAAGGUGGGAAAGAGCCUGUGUACAGUUCUGGAUAAGACUACUUUUUCGUCAAGGAUGUGAAAAAAAAUAAGGUGGGAAAGAGCCUGUGUACAGUUCUGGAUAAGACUACCAUUUCACCAUGAUCUCUGAAUUUCUAUGUUAUCUAUUGACAACUCUGCUGGAAGUGCAAGUUGUUGGUAUGUGUAUUGCAGUUAUGCAAGUAGAUGAGAUGAUGAGACAUCACCUCGUUGUCUCUCUCUCUCUUUUUCCAAUAAAGAACUUUUAUUAGAACCAAUUACCAACUUAGUUUUUGGAUAUUGGGUAUGGAAAUUGAAAUUCAAUC
Messenger RNA from Vitis riparia (riverbank grape), 1850 nucleotides. Its product is annotated as alanine--glyoxylate aminotransferase 2 homolog 2, mitochondrial-like. Gene Ontology annotation, molecular function: transaminase activity; pyridoxal phosphate binding. Bases 84 to 1520 code for a protein of 478 amino acids. The record is from RefSeq and is a predicted model, not a curated record. The transcript is spliced from 9 exons. Gene Ontology annotation, cellular component: mitochondrion. NCBI's taxonomy places the organism in Eukaryota, Viridiplantae, Streptophyta, Magnoliopsida, Vitales, Vitaceae.